UGUGAGGUGAGGCACGCUUGAAGUUGAAAGAGCAGAGAUGGCGUUUUCCUUCUGAAAUGGAAGCUUCGAUUGCUUGCUACUGUGUGUAAGCCAAACACAGUUCGUGAAACUCAACACUAAGGUUUGGAUUUGAUGGCGGAGGAGAGAGGGGAGAUCAAUGGCGGAUUCUCGAUGGAAUCCACCGAAUCGAGGUGGGUUAUACAGGAGGACGAUGAGGAUGCGUCCGAUAUAGAGGAGGAUUUCGACGCUGAUUUGAGAUUGAGACGCCACCCUAGUAUGCUUGAUUCCGAUGAUGAGGAUAAUGCCGAGCAGAGACUCAUUCGUACUGGUCCUCGAAUCGAUUCCUUCGAUGUCGAUGCUCUUGAUGUCCCCGGUGCUACCAGAAAUCACUAUGAGGAUAUCAGUGUGGGAAAGCAAAUUGUGUUGGCUUUUCAGACUCUUGGUGUUGUCUUUGGCGAUGUUGGAACGAGUCCAUUAUAUACCUUCAGUGUUAUGUUUAGAAAGGCCCCUAUUAAUGGAAAUGAAGACAUUCUUGGAGCAUUAUCACUUGUCUUGUACACUUUAAUUUUGAUUCCUUUAGUGAAGUAUGUGCUGGUUGUUCUGUGGGCCAAUGAUGAUGGUGAAGGUGGUACUUUUGCCUUGUACUCCUUGAUCUGUCGUCAUGCUAAGGUGAGUCUUCUCCCUAAUCAGUUACCAUCAGAUGCCCGUAUAUCAAGCUUUAGGCUAAAGGUGCCAUCCCCUGAGCUGGAAAGGUCAUUAAAAAUCAAGGAAAGACUUGAGACUUCUUUGACUCUGAAGAAGAUUUUACUUAUAUUAGUGCUUGCUGGUACUUCUAUGGUGAUUGCUAACGGUGUUGUUACACCAGCAAUGUCAGUACUGUCAUCUGUUGGUGGAUUAAAAGUUGGGGUAGAUGCAAUCAAGCAAGAUGAAGUGGUGAUGAUUUCGGUUGCCUGCCUUGUCAUUUUGUUCAGUGUACAGAAGUAUGGAACAAGUAAAGUGGGACUUGCAGUAGGACCUGCUUUGUUCAUAUGGUUUUGUUCUCUUGCUGGUAUCGGGGUAUACAAUCUUCUCAAAUAUGACAGUAGUGUCUUGAGGGCAUUUAAUCCAAUUCACAUCUACUAUUUCUUCAAGAGGAACUCAACUAAAGCAUGGUAUUCUCUUGGGGGUUGUCUUCUGUGUGCGACUGGUUCGGAGGCCAUGUUUGCAGACCUUUGCUACUUUCCUGUACGAUCAGUUCAGCUUUCAUUUGUCUUUCUUGUUUUGCCAUGCCUACUACUGGGUUAUUUGGGUCAAGCGGCAUACCUUAUGGAAAACCAUGAUGAUGCUGGUCAAGCCUUUUUUUCUUCUGUUCCAAGUGGAGCAUUCUGGCCAACUUUCCUCAUUGCCAACAUUGCUGCACUGAUUGCAAGUCGGGCUAUGACAACAGCAACAUUUUCAUGUAUUAAACAAUCGACUGCACUUGGUUGUUUUCCUCGUCUGAAAAUCAUUCACACCUCUCGGAAAUUUAUGGGCCAGAUCUAUAUCCCUGUCAUAAACUGGUUUCUGUUGGCUGUUUCUUUGGUGUUUGUCUGCUCUAUAUCCAGCAUUGAUGAGAUUGGAAAUGCUUAUGGCAUUGCUGAGGUGGGGGUGAUGAUGAUGACCACUAUUUUAGUAACCCUUGUUAUGCUUCUUAUAUGGCAGAUACACAUCAUCAUAGUACUGUGUUUCAUGGUAGUCUUCUUGGGAUUGGAAUUGACUUUCUUUUCAUCUGUUUUGUGGAGUGUGGCGGAUGGAAGUUGGAUUAUAUUGGUCUUUGCCGCUAUAAUGUUUCUUAUAAUGUAUGUAUGGAAUUAUGGAAGCAAUCUCAAGUAUGAAACUGAAGUCAAGCAAAAACUUUCAAUGGAUUUGAUGCGAGAAUUAGGUAGUAAUCUUGGGACAAUACGAGCUCCUGGGAUUGGUCUACUCUAUAAUGAGUUGGUCAAAGGAAUACCGGCAAUUUUUGGCCAUUUUCUGACAACACUUCCUGCAAUCCAUUCCAUGAUUAUAUUUGUGAGUAUUAAAUAUGUUCCGGUUCCUAUGGUACCUCAAAGUGAAAGGUUCCUUUUCCGACGAGUCUGCCCAAAAAGUUAUCAUAUAUUUCGUUGUAUUGCCAGGUAUGGUUACAAAGAUGUUCGUAAAGAAAAUCAUCAGACUUUUGAGCAGCUGUUGAUUGAGAGCCUAGAGAAGUUUAUACGUCGAGAGACCCAGGAGAGGUCAUUGGAGAGUGAUGGGGAUGAUGAUAUGGAUUUAGAGGAUGAUUACUCUGGUUCUAGGGUUCUCAUAGCUCCCAACGGGAGUGUUUACUCACUUAAUGUUCCUCUUCUCGCUGAUUUUAAGGAUACAAGCAAUCCCGUUUUAGAAGCAAGCACAUCAGAGGUGGUAAGCCCAACAUCCUCUAUUCCCCCGGUGUUUGAUGCUGAGCAGAGUCUUGAGAGGGAGUUAUCUUUUAUUCGCAAGGCUAGAGAAUCUGGAGUUGUUUAUCUUCUUGGUCAUGGGAAUAUAAGGGCAAGGAAGGACUCAUGGUUUAUCAAAAAGCUAGUUAUAAAUUAUUUUUAUGCCUUUUUGAGAAAGAAUUGCAGGAGGGGGAUCACGAAUUUAAGCGUACCCCACUCACAUCUGAUGCAAGUUGGCAUGACUUACAUGGUUUGAAAAUAAUUUUGCAGCCCAAAUAAAACACAUGACAAUUUACUUGGAAGCUGCAGUUUGAUAACAGUGAGCAGGGCCCUGGAAAGCUCUUCUUUUGGAAUGCACAGUUCCAAAUGUUUGCUCGAUCGCAUCUAGUUGUUUGGAUACCCAAAUUAUAUAAUAUCUUUCCAACUCAUCAUCCAGAAGUUGUACUAAUGUUCGUUGUGGUUUUGGGCUUGCCAUCUGCAUACAUGGAAUUGGAAUAGGCUGAUAACAAAAAGAAAAAGAUAUGCUAAAACACUAUACAUCAUUGCAUAGACAUAUAUGUAAAUGAGUCAAGUUCCACUUCAAUGUAAAAAAAAGGGUGUACGCAGGGUAUUGUAUAGUGGCAUGUGAUUGCCCUUAAUUUUAUUCUUCUAUCUGCUUUAGUUCGCAUAAAUUUGUUGUCUGCCUUAUUAUCUCUUAGAAACAUUUUCUUGAUUGAAACUCAAAAGAGAUUGAACUGGUCUAGGAGCCGAACUAGCCGUAUGGUCUUGUCUGAGCAUCGGAGUCUUCUGUGAACGGUGGUUACUGUGGCGAAAAACGGUGAUUACUGAGGAUCGGGGUACACCAUAUUUAUCUUUUAUUAGAAAUAUUUUC
Molecule: messenger RNA, 3282 nt
Organism: Gastrolobium bilobum
Lineage: Eukaryota; Viridiplantae; Streptophyta; Magnoliopsida; Fabales; Fabaceae
Product: potassium transporter 7
Exons: 10
Coding region: 133-2667 (844 amino acids)
Biological process (GO): potassium ion transmembrane transport
Cellular component (GO): plant-type vacuole; vacuolar membrane
Molecular function (GO): potassium ion transmembrane transporter activity
Source: RefSeq, a predicted model, not a curated record